Messenger RNA from Seminavis robusta, 1160 nucleotides. The record is from the annotation of a GenBank genome assembly. NCBI's taxonomy places the organism in Eukaryota, Bacillariophyta, Bacillariophyceae, Naviculales, Naviculaceae.
ACAAUUUCCACCCAAACACCACGUCAUUGAAACAUGGGCGACAAUCCCAGCUGUCGUCUUGCUGAUGGAGCCGCUUUUAGUCAGAACGCAAAUGCUUCCGUACACAACAAGCAAAUACAGUGGAGCACAAAAUAAUACAGAAUUCGAGCCAUCAUGUGGUCGAAAACUUUGGUGCUGCUUUUGGCUCUGAGUGGGGUGUCUUCCUUCUCAACCAACGCGGUUACCAGCAGACGAACUUCUGUAUACCUUCACGAAUCGAGCGCGGAUGUGGUAGCGGGGCCGGAAACCAAGGUCGACAUGACCGCAUCCAUAGUGAUGCCUCAAUCCUACUCGGAAAUGGUCCGUCAAGUGUCAUCCGCAAUGAGAGACGCCUUUGAGCAAAAGAUUGAACGACAAAUUGUCCGAGUGCUGCUGCCUCGCACAACGUCCAGUGAAGAGUUGGGCGUCCUGAGCGAGGGAAUUCUUGAUGUCGAUUCGCAGGAUAUCGUGUUGGUCCCACCCGAUGAAUCUUGGCAAGGAGGUAUCAUGCAACUCUACUAUUCGGCUGCCCCCACAUGCAAGGACGCUCUGCGACUGUUCACAAAGACUGAGAGUGGAGUGUCUCCUCGUAUCGAAGAAGAUCGCAGUGUAGACGAAUCUGGAGUGGAUGGAGUUGGUCUGCUCAAAGCAGAGCUCGGAGAUGACAAAGCCAACGUUUUCAUUCAACCCAGCCAAGAAACCAUUGACGAUUAUGUUGACGAGGUGGUGGCCCAGGGAGGUCUCACGCUUCUUUUCAAUCCACAGUGGCGACUCACUGAUGAUGUAUUCGACAAGGCAUCCAAGGAUGAUAGCUUCUUUGGACAAGUUGCCUCCUUUUUGGGUGGAAAAGGCAACACUCUGAAACGUUUGGAUGACAUGAACUUUGAAAGUGUCUACAACUUUGAAGGAUAUGUCUGUCGAGGAUACAAUGUUCGCUUGGUCAAGCGUUUUGACUCUGACUACGUUGUCUUCUGUGAAAACAAGAGCUCCUAUGACAGGGUUGGAACCAAACCAGUCAGACCCACUUACCAGGAGGUGGACGAAAUGCUCACUGAGAAGGGCUAUGGAUACAAAUACGCAGACAACAUGGGCCUGUAGAUAGAAUGAUUCAAUCAACGAUCAAUUCACAAAAUAUAUUGCAA